UCGGAGGAAAACAACUCUAUACAUUGUUACCAGUAUGUUAGUGAACGGAUUACGGUGGAUGAAAGAACCCUAAUCUCCUCGGCCGUUAGGGAUAGACGAUAUGACGCAGCAGAAUCAACGUCAUAUCUCAGUUUAGGCUGUAUGGCUAGUUCUCUAGCUAUGAUAACUUUGUACCUCUAGCACUGCGCUGCGCUGGGUGAACUUCUCGUGUUCAGUAUAGUCUUACGCGGCCUGUGGUCGCACAGUUGUAACGAUGCUGGGCACUACAGACUGGCUUCUCAAGCGCUUCUUAAAGUUUGUGUUGAAGCGCAACGUGGGAAAGUACUUGACGUCGGAAAUCGACCUUGAGCAGCUCGACGUUAAACUGGAUACCGGCAAACUCGAGCUAAAGAACAUUCUUCUCAACUGUGAUGCUGUCAAUAAGGACUUGGCUUUGGACGGCUGGUAUGUCAAGGCGGGCUACGUGGGCAGCGUCAGCGCCAAGCUGCCGCUAGUCUCCCUCUCGUCCGCGCAAUGCAGCGUAGUGGUCAACGAAGUUAUGCUGACCGUCGCGCCCACGGCCUCCAUCAACCCCACCGCCGCGACAUCAGCACACCCGCAAUCAGACAGCAGCGCAACUGCGCCCAACAUAUUCCCACAGGACAUACCCUCCAGCGGCCUCAAUGGAUCCUCAUCGCCACCCUCGCUUCGUAGCACGGCAGGAGGCGGCGGCGGCGGUGGCGGCAUGGGCUUCCUCCUCGCAGACGACUUUGGCUGGACGGGCCAGGGCGCAGUUAUGGAGGGCAUUCGCCGCAUCGCUGGCAGCCUGCAGUCCAUGCUGCAACACAUGCGAGUGGAGGCGUCUAACGUGUUGGUGCGCAUCGAGCUGCCGCAUCCCUCGGAGAAGGGCCGCGUGGUCACGGCCGCGCUAAAACUCGACCUUGUGGAGUUUGGCGACUUAGCCUCGAUCUCUGAGGCAGUGGCUGCUUCAGUGACCCCUCAACACCAUCACCACCAUCAACAGCAACAGCAGCACCGGGGUCAUGACGCGCAUGGGCACAGAAAUAACCACCGAAACGCAGCCCCGCCUGCCUCCGUACGGCCCCAUGGAGGUGCUGUGGGGCGGGACGAGGGUGGCGGGCCCUCUAUUAGCGGUGGUACGGCAGCAGGUUCUGGGACGGGCGUGGGUUCCGGGCCUUCGUCUGCGGCGGGCAUGUCCGGCGGGCGGCGGGAGAUUGCCAAGUUUGUUCAGGUAAAGGGGCUGUCCCUCGACCUGUUCGAGACAACGCCGUUAGUAACAGGCGCGGGCUCAGUUGACUACGCGGCUGCUUCAGCUGAUGUCCCGGUUGCAGGAGGCUCCGGUGCGGCACAGGCGGUGAUGCCGCUACCCGCAGCAGCAGCGACGGGGGUAACCUUGAUCUCGGGACCCGGCAAGCACGGCGUGCAGCUCAGCUUAGAGCUGCGCAUGGUUAAGCACGAUAACUGCAACCAGCCGACCCAGAUUACAGCAGAUCUGCAGCUAGGAGCGGUACGGUUACAGCUCCUGCCCAGCCACGCCGUCUGUUUGACAGCGCUUAGUGCCGCACUUGGCGGCUCAUCCACGCCUACAUAUAAGGAUGACGAGAUGGAGGGGAGUGGCGCCGACAGGGACUUUUCGUCGUCAACCGACGCCGCGGGGUUGUGGGCAUCUUGCGCAGCUGGUACGGCUGCAUCGAUGUACGGCAAUGGCGGGGGCAGGCACGGACAACACUGGGGCCAGCGGUCGCUGUUUGAGUCGAUCAUGCUGCCCGACUGUGAAGACGCCGUCGCACAGUCUCUGGAGCCAUACAUGCUAAGAGCCGGCAGCGGCUCCAGUGGCGGUGCAGACCCACUGUCAUACGAUGAUGUAAACGAGUUCCAGGACGCUCGUAGCCGGUUUGGCUCGCUUGCAAGCAGCUUUGCAAGCGGGGUCACCGCGCCGGUAGCGGGCGGCCCGGGAUGCCUUAACCUGGGACAGGCAGUAGCAGCAAGGGUGGGCGCCGGCGCGCACGAGGGACCGGGCUGGAGGGUUUCCGAAGCUGCCCUGGGCCUGCGCUCAGUGCCCCAGCAGACUGCGGCUAAGACAUCAACAGGAGCAAGAGCAGGAGCGGCGGCGGGGCCCUCCGUCCCUACCUAUAUGCCGGCAGGAACGCCGGCAGGAACAGCGGCAGCAGCGCCCGCAUCCGAGCCUUCUGCGCCCAAGCCGAUUGUCAGCGUGCAUGCUCAUGUCUCGCACACGGCUGUGGUGCUUUGCUAUGCUUCGGCUGCGUCUCAGCAACAGUCAUUACAGAAGCAGUCGCAGGAAUCGCUGCUGGGCCGCAGAGGCCAGCACCAAGUGACUAGCGGCUCACGUAGGGGCGGCGUUGGCAGCGGCGACAGCCCUGACACGUCGGCUGGAUCACCUUGGCACGGGAGCACUAACACUGCAAGCGCCCCUGGUUCUGAUGUGUCAUCCGGGGAAGGCGGUUGCAAUGCGUGCGGUGGCAGCCUGGUAUUGGAGCUUCACGAAAUAAGCUGCGACUUGUGGCAGGAUGGCGUGCAUGGCAACGGCGUGGCACUGCAGGCAGGGCAGCUACAGUUGUACGAGCAACUGCCAGCAACCGUGGGUAUCAAGUACGGCAUGACGCCCUUGGAGUGGAGUCGUGUGCCCGAAGGCUUGCCGCAAGCGCCCUACCGCUUCCGCCCCACCCAGCCCGCGCCUGCGCGGUCGACAUCGUCCUCAAGCGCACCUGGCGCGGCUGCUGCAGCGGCUGUGGCAGCGGCUUCUGGGGCCCUGAGUCCUAGGCAUGGGGUGAAGCUGCAUGGGCGUAACUCACAGACAGCUGCCGGAACCGAUGGAAGCAGCUGCAUGCAGACCUGGCCCGUCCUGUCAUGCGCCAGCACGCCGCCGCCUAGCGCCAACGGGGCAGCCGCAGCGCAUCCCACGCAUGCGACCCAUGGGUCAGCUCAUGGAAGGUUUGGCGGCAACAGACACGCCGCAGCGCCUGCUCAGGCUGGUACACCGCCUGCAAGCAGUGGCGGAGGCUUGUUCGGGUCAGGGUGUCUGAAGCUCCGCGCGCUAUGGGGGGCAAAUGCAUCGCCAGAGGGCGCUGGGGCAUCUGAGGGCGGUGGCGGCGGCGGUGGUGGCUGCACGGCUCAAGCUGCGCCGUCCCUGGAUGUCAGCUUGGAGCUGCUGCCUAUUACGGUUUGGCUGUCGUUGCCGUUCUUGGAGAGGGUAACGGCCUUUGCGGCGCCGCUGAGCCUGGCUUCAGAAGCCACCAAGCCCACAAAAGCUAACCGCAGAUGUGUAGUGGCUGUUCCGAAACCCGCGGGCCCUCUGCCCCGCCUGUCGGUCACCCUGGCAACCCACCACGUGUGCCUGUUGCUGGCGCUGCUGCCGAGUAACCCACCUACCCCGCCGCUUCCAAAGCCCGCCGGUUCGCCGGCAUUCGUUGCCUUAGACAUUGUAACUCACCCCGAGGCCACAGCAUACCCGCACCACCCCUUCCCUCACUACACCAACAUCAACUACACGCACCCGAGCCACGCAAGCGGCGGCGUCGCGGGCGCGGCAGGGACCACCGCGCCCGCAUCCGCAACGCCGCCGUUUUCGUACGGUCCUCCGUACGGUACCCAGCAGCCGUACAAUGGCGGUUGGACGGUUGGCCACCAUGCGUCGUACAGUCAUGGAGGGCCGCAGCCGCCUGCGCAUGCCGCUGGCUACCCCGCAGCUUGGGCUCCUGCAUGGACCGGGGCUGCGCUUCCGCCGUUGGUCAGCAUCCACCGGCUACCAGCUACAGACCGUCUGAUUCCCUCGCAGGUGACGACGGUGGACGUGGUGGCUGGGGUGGUGGAGCUGUUACUGGUGCUGGCGGGGGGCGCUGGGCCGGGGACAGGCAGCAACACGUCACAGCUAUGGGGCCACAGCAGCGGCGCGGCAGGUUCCGCUGCCAAUGUGCCCUGGACCAGUAAGUCCCUCUUCAGCCUCAGCCCGGGGCCCAUGCUGCCGCCAACUGCUGCCCUGCAUGGGCCCCAAGCCGCCUGGGGUCUCCCUCCACACCCGGCACCCCCUACCGGACCCAAUGACGUGCCGCCGGGAGCCGGCCUGCAUCUCCACAUUUGCGCCGACCCAGGGGUCGGCACCGCCCCGGAGUUGGUUUCGGAGGCACGGGGCCACGUGGCAGCACACUCGCAGGACCGCUGGGCGGAUCCGGACGGCGAGGGCGGUGCAUGGGAGGAGCGCAGCAGCUUCCGGAGUGUGGCGUUCCACGAGCGCUGUCGCAGGUCUUCAGCCACUUUCGUGCACCUGCGCGCCCCUCAAGCCCUGCUGCGGCUCACCCGGGCCGACAUGGCCGAUGUCGCAAUGCUACCGGGGCUGCUGCUGCCGCCGCCGCCGGCCACAUCACCACCGGCCACACCAUCACCAUCACCCGGAGGAGCCCCAGACACAGCAAAGGGUCGGGUUUCCUGGGCCUCGCCGUCCGCUGCUGGACCCACGGGUCGCAACCACAGCGGUUGCCUGCUCAGUUCGCCCCCAAAUGUGCCGCAAACAUGUGCUCUGCUGGAGAUUGGGUUGACGAUUCAGCUGUAUGACGAUGAGGGGACCGUAUCGCCGCCGUUGGGUGGUGGCUUUGGGGCCGCGGCUGCUACUGCUGCGACUCAGGCAGCUGCAGCCGCUAGUGGUACGACUUCCCGGCCCGCUCCGGUUCCGGGUUAUGGCUCGAAUGCGAGCCCCAGCCCCAGUCCAAGCCUAGGCCUGGGUCUUGGCGGAUCUCGAGUGGCGCUGUAUGAGCUUGUUCUGGAGGAGUUGACGCUGUUCCGAGCUAGCAACCUGGGCACGCAAUCCGAGUGCAACGUCACGUCGGUGCACGUGCAUGGCGCCACGCUCAUGGGCCAUUUGGAGCCCCCACAGCAGCACCAGAUACAACAGCAGCAGCAGGCGCAGCAGCAACAGCCGCCGGCUGCUGCCGUGCGCGCGGAUUGCGACCGUGCCCGCCAUGGGCAGCCGACCCAUGGGUCUGCCGCCACGCCGCAGCAGCGAGCGGCGACGGUGCGCGGACCUGGCCCUGCCAUUUGCCUGCUGCAUUGCCCGCGCUCGAGCGGAGCGGCGGACAAGGCACCUGCUUACCUCGAGUACGUUUGCAUGGAGGGCUCAAAGCCUUCAUCUCAGGCACAGGUUGGGGCAGCAGCAGCCGGCUGGGGCCGUCGGAUCUCAACCUCCUCCGGAAGCGGCGCUUCUGCCGCUGGCACAGGACUGUACGGCAAGGCCAGCAGCGGCAAUGCACCUUCGUACGGCACUAGCGGCUUUGGAUCAGCGACCUGUACGGCUGCGCCAUCUGGUAAGGAGGAGGAGGGGGAGGCGAUUCACUCCGUGCUGCUGCAGGGCGUGACGGUGUCUACGGACCAUGGCUACGUUAGCAUGGACUGGGCGGUGCAGCUGGGAGCGCUGCUGAGCUCGCUGGCGCCUCCGCAGCCGCCUCGUCAGCCGCCUCCGCCGUCGCCAGCGGCGACAAAGGUGGACCACCAGAAGGGGGACCGACAGCAAGGACAACAGCAGUCCGACGCAACGGCAGCCGACGGUGCUCCCGAAGCAGCAGCCACCGGCGGCAAGCCCCGAGGCCGGCUGCUGGUCAACAUUGUGGACAUGGCUCUGCGACACGAGCCCAUGGAGUAUCCCAUGGCCCCCACAACGACAGCUGCGGCGGCGGCGGCGCCGACGGCAGGGACAGCAGCCCCUGGCGGUUCCCCCAGUACGUCAGCGGGACAGGGUCGUGUCAGUCCUGUAGCCCUCGUACUGAUCGUCGAGGCGGUUCAUUUUGGUCUGCCGCUGGGGGCGCAACAAGGCGCCAAGGAGAACGCGCCGGACAAGCCUGCCGUACACACCGUUGCUCUGCACUCGCUGACGCUGCAUCUGGCGGCUGUGGACCAGCGUGGGGCGGGCUGGGCCGCGAGCGACCCACGGGCCAUUCGGGAGCCCAUGCUGCAGGCGUGCGGAUACCAUAGGGUGCUCCAGGAGACCUCCAUCAAGGUCGUGGCUAAGCAACGCCGGUAUCGAAGCAAGCCCAAGGCCUCCGCUGAAGUGCCUUCAGACGCCAACCUUGCGGCGGUCGCGGCCGCCGCCGCCGCAGCAGCUGCUGCUGCUGCAGCCCCAACCGCAGAGCGGCUAGGGCAGCAGGAUGGUGGUGGAGGAGGAGCGUCCGUGCCGGACACCUUGCAGGAGGAGCAGGGAGAGCAGUGCCACCGCACGCUGGACGUGGAGGUCACCAACCAGCACCUGCUGGGCAUGCUGACGGUGGAGUCCGCAACGCUGCUGGCGCACUUCGCGAUGCAGACGGGCACGCUCAUGACGGCACGCCAGGCCGCCGCUGCAGCGGCCGCCGCCGCCGCCGCCGGUGCUCCCGUACGGCACCGCGACGGUGGCCGUGUCGGCGGCGGCGGCCCUCGUGACCUGUACUGGGAGGCCGCCGCCUCGGACGUCGCAUCCUCCGCAGCCGGAGGCGGAGGCGGUGGUGGCGCUACCAGGUCAUCAGUUGGGGUUCCGAGUACGACAUGCAUGUCGGAGAGCGCCGACGGCGACGUGGCGGGGUCGCUGCUGACGGCGCUGCUGUUGGACGAGGUGGAGGAGAAUGCCUUCCGGGGGGUGCCCGACUUGGUAGCGGCGGCUGAGGAGGGAGGGGCGGGCGGAGCAGGAGCUGCAGCAGCGGGAGGAGGAGCGGGCGGAGGAUGGUACGCUCCAGGGGAUGGCGCCGACGGCCAAGCACGUGGCGCUGUUGGCGGUGCUGCUGCGGGUGGUGGUUCGGGUCCUGCGGGGCUCAUCUUGAUCGACGAUUUCUUCCCGGUCAACCACCAGGGGGAGUACGACGAAGAUCUGCUUGUCGUACAACACCCACCACCCAAGGGCCCUCAUGCACGAUGGCGCGGCGUCAGCGCGAACCCGGAGCUUGAGGGUACCUGGUAUACUGAAGAUGACGAGGCAGGCCGGCCCAUCCGCGCCCCCCGCCAACCCGACAGCCUACCGGUACUUGCAGUUGCCGGCAGCGCACCGGCAACCCUGCCCGCGUCGCUCCUGCUAGACAGCAGCGGAGGCAGCCCCCCAGCCGCUGAUGCAUGCCGAUCGGUACACGAGGAGGGUGACGAGGAGGCCUACAAUUCAGACUUUGACGUGUGCGGGGGCGGCGGGCCGGACAGCGGCGCCGGCGGCUUCCUGAUGGGCCCCGGGGGCAUGCUGGGAAGAGGGGGGGCGCGUGCUGAGGGGCGAGGCCGCGGGCUGGCGGAGGGCUGCUACAUGGGCAACAGGGGCAGCAUGGAGGGUGACUUCGGCUUGGCUGGUUACGGCGGCGACGGCGGCGGUGUUAUGGAGGAGAUCUCGCUGCUAGAGCCGGCAGCGGGGGCGUCGGCAUCGUCAUCGGUCCGAACGGGGGCUGCUGCUGGUGCUGCUGGCAUGCCUGUUGGGGUUGCAAUUGGAGUUGGGUUGGGAGUUGGAUCGGUUGGGGUUGCGAGGGCGCCGUCGGUGGGGUCGAUUGGGUCGUCUUCGGCGGCGACGACGACAGCUACUGCGACUACAACUGCCGCCGCCGCAGCAGCAGCAGCGGCAAUGCGAAUGGGCUCUUCGCCACCCCUACCAACAUGGAGACUACAGGAGGACUAUGUGCGGGUGCCCAGGAAGUCCGAUGAGGACGGCUCCGCUCCUGGGGGCGGUCUGGGAGGCCUGGGCGGGGGCCUGGGCGCCACGGCUGCAUCCGCCGGCGCAGCAGGCGCAGGGGGCUUCACUGCUGCGGCCCAGGUCGGCAGCGGUGGGGUUGAGGGUGCUGCGGGGCUUGCCUCCACGGCUGCAGCAGCGGCUGGAGGAGGAGGUGGGGGUGGUGGUGGGGUGGAGCAGCCGCCUCCGCUGAUGCGGAUUACCUUCAAGGAUCUGUCAGGCAUCUGGGUCAUGCACACCACCACGGCAGGCUCGCGAGCCUUCCACAGCGCUGCAGCUGCUGCAGCAGCUGCGGGCGGCUUUGCAACCGCCGCAAGUGCCGGGGGCCCUGCAUUCCCCGGCCCCCCCGCAGGCGCCGCUGCUGCCGCCGGCUUGGGCGGAGGCACGUUCCACGGCGGUAACAAUGGUAACGGCUCCAACGGUCACCAGGAAGGCCGAGUGGAGCUGGUCAUUGAAGGCCUGGGCCUCCAGCUAGAAAGCUACGGACCCGGGGGUCACUUGGCUCGUCACAUGAAGCUUACGGUGCAUGACUUAGAGAUCCGGGAUUGCGCAUUGGCGGCGCGGCAGCAGCAGCAGGCGCUAGCGCUGGCGGCUGUUGGCGCUGGCGGCGCGGCCGGCGUCGGCGGCGGACGAAGCAGCGGCCGAGUACGGGUGCUGGGCUACCGUGCCGUGCGAGGGCAGCCGAGGGACAGUCGUACGCCGCUGGUUGCGGUUUCGUUGACUGCCGUACGACCCAAUCCGGCGGCAUGUGACCCACAGGAUGAGGAGUUUAGGUUGGCUGUGGCGCUGCUGCCUCUGAGGCUAAAACUAAACCAAGAUGUGAUCUCGUACCUCAACUGGUACGGCUCGGCUGUGUCCACGGCACUCAAGCCGGCGGCUGCCGUACUAGCCAGCAUGCAGGCUGCCCUAUCCGAGCUGGGCGGUUGCGAGCCGCUGCCGCCGCCCUACUUCCAGCGCACACACAUCCGCCACUUCACAGUCUUGCUGGACUACCGUCCCCGCCGUGUUGACAUCGCCGCGCUGGCUGAGGGGAAGCUGCUGGAGUUGAUCAACCUGGUGCCGCUGGGCGGGGUGGAGCUGAGCUGCCGGGAGCUGCGGCUGGCAGGGGUGACGGGCUGGGACGGGCUCGGGGCGGCACUCGUGCGGGAGUGGCUGAACGACAUCGCACGGACGCAGGCCCACAAGUUUAUCACGGGUCUAGCUCCGGUCAACGCCGUGGUCAAAGUAGGCUCCGCCGUAGCCACCCUGGUUUCGGCGCCGGCACGACACUUUGUCCGCAGUCGCGACGGCGGCGGCGGCGGCGCCGGUCGUCAACUUGCCGUACAAUUACGUCAUACUACCGUCGCAUUCACAUCGCGACUGGUUCGCGAAGCCAUCAAGGCAGGUCGACAUGCAGCCGCUGGCGCCGGCAAGGCCCUGGCGCGUGUCGGCAGUAACGCACUCAACGCGUACGGCAUGGGUGCCGUACACGAGCCUGGAUCCGGUUUGUACGGCAACAAGAAUGGUGAAGAGGACUACGACGACCAUGAGGAAGACGAGGAGGCGCGGGGCGACUACUAUGGCGACGACGGCGCCGAUGACGUAGACCAUGCUUCCAAGGGGCGCCGCCGAGGAGGAGAUGGAUCUGCUGAGUACGGCGCCAGUGGCGGCGGCGCAGCUGUCGGUGGCGGUAGCGGCGGCAAGAUGCGCCGUACACGUAGUACCGGUGCGAUGGUACGGAAGGGCCUGGCGCGUGCGGCUUUGAGCCUGGGUACGGCAUCACAGCAGGUGGCUGCGGGUCUUCAGAGCGGCGGUUUGCAGCGGGGGGUCAGCAACGUGGCGCGAGUGGUGGCGGCGGCGGCGGCGAGUGGGGUGUCGGCGGCGGCGCCUGCGUCGGCUGCGCUGCAGGGGCAGCUCAAGGGGACGCUGCGGAGUGUAAGACACGCAUUUCGGACGCAGUUGCACAGCGGCGGGUCGGGCUCCUCUUCUGGGGGGACGGCGGGGGGACCCAGUGGGCCGCUGCAAGCGCAAGAGAAAGCCCAACGACAUGUGGAAAAGCAGCCGCAGCAGCCGCAGCAGCCGCAGCAGCGGCCGCAUUCCAAGGUUGAUUAAAGGGAAGAGUAUGGCGGAGUGCGAGGAUGAAGGGAAGAUGUGAGGGUUGCAGGAAUUGGGGAGGAAAAAGGAGGAGAAGCAAGGUCCGGUACGUGGCUGCAAUAGUAGACGCAUGUAAGUGACUGAAUGGGGUGUGGGGUGCGGUUACAAGACGUGCGGGGUGUAUCAGGAGCCACCAGUCAAGAUGGCUUGUUCCUCUUUCCUUUUGCGUUGCGUUGGACGCUAGGGUUGUGCAGAGACAGCAGGAUGAGGGCAUCUCACAGCACUUUUGCCCACCAUACGGCCUUCAUACUUCGACUUCCAUUGUACGACUCUCCUGUUGUAUAAUAGCCUUACAAGGCGUCCUCAAGAUGUAUCAAUAGGAUUCCCACAGGUUUGGUAUGUGCUUGGCUGAGUCUGAGGGAGUUCACAAAGGCUGAGCAUUCCGGGCAGCGCCGCCUUCUUCGGAGGAUGGUAGGCCCCUUUAUGCUUUGCUGCCAACUUUGUGCCGCUUGGUUACCGGUAUAGACAGGUACAGACAGGAAGAACAUUGUAGUGAGCUGCCCGGUAGGAGAACAUGUUGAGUGAGAGAGCCAGGGGCGGGGUCGGCUAGCUACUUACUGAGAAGCUGACUGACUAGAUGCUAGCCGUUUUGGUACUGGUGCUCUUAGGAGCUAAGGAGCAGCAGAGGUAUGGAGUGCGAUGUUGAGUUUGCCGCGCAUGCGCUUCAUCCAUGCUAACCGAACAGGACAGGCCUGGUGGCGCAGACCUGCCCCGGGAGUAAAAUUUAGCUCUUGUGGUGGGUUAGCGAGCCAUCUCUGCUGGCGUCACGGGCUAGGGUACUCUCGACGGGGUUGGCGAAUGUGCCAAAGUUCUGCCCUAUUUCGUUUUAGCUGAUUUCCUAUGUUGGUUUGCAACUAGUCAACAGGGAAUUCAUUGGUGGUCUGCGGUGCGGGGGCCUGUGAGGCACCUGAAAAAGGGGUUUCCAGGCGGCAUGCCUUGCAAAUGCCGUUAGGUCAUAAUGCCUGAUCUUCUUUCCUUCCGCUUUGGGGGCUACUGUCAGUCAAAUAAAUAGCGUCGUUUCCGCAAGAGUGGCCCGUGGUUCAUUGGCACGACAUUGGCGCGUUAGCCGUUGGCGGACAUCUCUAUCUAUAACAUACAGAAGGUUCAACUUUAUGAUAACUAAAAUUCAACCAAGCUUAGAUUGGAGAGGUGAGCUCAUUGCCCCAUGGGUGCUCGUAUGACGACAUCCCUGGCAAUGAAAACGUGAAAAGAUCAGAUUCGAGGUUCCGCUCUUCCGUGCUCAUGCUAGUUGUUUAGACC
Astrephomene gubernaculifera is the source of this 11068-nucleotide messenger RNA. The record is from the annotation of a GenBank genome assembly. NCBI's taxonomy places the organism in Eukaryota, Viridiplantae, Chlorophyta, Chlorophyceae, Chlamydomonadales, Astrephomenaceae.